GCAUUGAGUACAUUACUUAUAAGUUAUAACGAGUAAUAUUUCAUAUUCUUUCGCCAAACGUCGGCAUCCUUUUCUUAAUUUCAUUUCAUCAACAAUAAAUAUGUCUUUAAUGCAUCCCUUGAAAAUUCCGUACACGACUUCAUUUCAUCUACAUGUUAUUUAAGAUCCAACCAGCUAGAUAAUUCAUCUUUUCAAAAAAUAUAUAUAUUUGUGACAUCAAAUUUUGUGUUGUCUUUAUGCAUGUGACUUUGCAGUAAAGCCUUUACUACCCUUUACCAACGUCAUCAGCCAUGUUUGUGUAUGAAUAAAGACAAAGAUCUUGCAUUUGGUUGAUUCUGAAAAUGGGUUCUUUGGUUCAGAUUCUGGGUCUGUUCUGUUUGGUAUGUUUCAGCUUUUUUGUUGUGAACACAGUGAGUGAAAGUGUGAAGAAAGGGAGUGUUGUAAUUGAUGGGAGCUCUGUGAUUGGAAAUAUUGAUGAUGAUUUUGUUUGUGCUACUUUGGAUUGGUGGCCUCCUCAAAAAUGUGAUUAUGGUACUUGUAGUUGGGGUUUUGCUUCUCUUCUCAAUCUGGAUCUCAACAACAAGAUUUUUUUAAAUGCAGUGAAAGCCUUUACGCCAUUGAAACUGAGAUUAGGCGGAAGUUUGCAAGAUAAGGUGAUAUAUGGGACCGAUGAUUACAAACAACCAUGCACUCCUUUUGUUCGAAACGAAUCGGAAAUGUUUGGAUUCACACAAGGGUGCCUCCCGAUGGCAAGAUGGGAUGAACUUAAUGAUUUCUUCCAGAAAGCAGGGGCUAACAUUGUGUUUGGAUUGAGUGCUCUUAAUGGAAAGUCAAUCCAUUCUGGUUCUGCAAUAGGCCCUUGGAAUUACACCAAUGCCGAAUCGUUUAUUAAAUACACUGUUGGGAAGAACUAUGACAUUCGUGGAUGGGAACUCGGCAACGAAUUAAGCGGGAGUGGUGUUGGAACGCGUAUUUCUGCAGACCAAUAUGCUUCUGAUUUUGCUUCUUUAAGCAACAUUGUUCAAAAUGCAUAUAAAGACAUUGAGCCUAAGCCAUUAGUCAUUGCUCCCGGAGGUUUCUUUGAUGCAACUUGGUUCAAGGAGUUCAUAACCAAAUCUGGCAACUCUUUGGAUGUCGUCACCCACCACAUUUAUAACCUUGGACCAGGAGUUGAUACGCACCUUGUGGAAAAAAUUCUGAAUCCUUCAUAUCUUGAUGGAGAGAAAAGUACAUUCAAAGCCCUGAAAGAUGUACUUGGAAGUACAGCAACUUCAGCAACAUCGUGGGUUGGUGAGUCGGGAGGGGCUUAUAACAGUGGCCAUCAUCUUGUAUCCGAUGCAUUUGUGUACAGUUUUUGGUAUUUGGAUCAACUCGGUAUGUCUGCGUCAUACGACACUAAAACAUACUGCAGACAGAGUUUGAUUGGAGGAAACUAUGGUUUACUCAAUACUACCAAUUUCCAUCCAAAUCCAGACUAUUAUAGUGCUCUUCUUUGGCACCGACUCAUGGGAAGACGCGUACUAUCAACUACCUUCUCAGGGACAAACAAGAUACGAGCUUAUGCACACUGCGCAAAGCAAUCCAAAGGAAUCACCAUACUAUUGAUCAACCUAGACAACAGCACAACUAUUGAAGCAACCUUUGGCAACACUAACAGUCUGUGGUACAGAAAGAUGUCUUAUAGUUCAAAAGUAAUGAAACUACCUCUUCUCAGCGAUAGUGAAACAACAAGAGAAGAAUACCAUCUAACUGCACAAAAUGGAAACAUACAUAGCCAAAUCAUGUUACUGAAUGGAAAUGUUUUAACUGUAAAUUCAGAUGGUGAAAUCCCUCCUUUGGAGCCAAUAAUUGUAAACUCAUCAAAGCCAAUAAGGGUUGCUCCUUUCUCUAUUGUAUUUUCUCAUAUACCUGAUGCUGUUCUUUCGGCUUGCAGCUAGUGAUGUUGCACUAGACGAAACCGAAAGUUGGUGUCAUUUGGUGAUUGAGCAAAUUCAUAUUGAUUUGCAAUUUAUUGUUGAUGAAUUGAGUGCCAUUUUUAUGAGCUUAUUAUGAUUGCCAAAGCAAAUUGAAACUGACAAAUUCAAUUUCUUGUCUUCAA
Messenger RNA from Lathyrus oleraceus (garden pea), 2098 nucleotides. RefSeq names its product heparanase-like protein 3. The transcript is spliced from 9 exons. Gene Ontology annotation, molecular function: beta-glucuronidase activity. NCBI's taxonomy places the organism in Eukaryota, Viridiplantae, Streptophyta, Magnoliopsida, Fabales, Fabaceae. Gene Ontology annotation, cellular component: plant-type cell wall; membrane. The record is from RefSeq and is a predicted model, not a curated record. Bases 342 to 1937 code for a protein of 531 amino acids.